AUGCCACCCCCGCCUCUCCCCUCGAUCUCGCGCAAACGCAAGCACUACCGCGACGACCAGGACCGCGAUGUGGGCUCCCGUUCGCCUGUACCCGAGAGCUCGGCUUCACCUAGCAGCCACGACGCAGGUGACAGCGAAUACGACCCUACACGCGGUGCGGGGAGCAGCUCGCGUGGCAUCCCGGGCAGUGGGUCUCGUGGCAAGCGCGCCAUCCAGUCCAAGCCUUCGAGCGGUGGUCCUCCCUCUGCAUCAGCAACCCCGACAGCUGCGACCAAAGUCGGUCCCACAGGCAGGCCCAUGUCACGGGAACAGCUGCGUAAAGCAAACCACUCGCUCAUCGAGCGUCGGCGUCGUGAGAAGAUCAACUCUGCGCUUGCCGAGUUGCGCGCCAUGGUCCCCGGCCUUUGUGACGACAGUGGAAAGGGCGGAGAGUUCAAGCUCGAGGUGCUUGAGCGCACGGUCGAGCACAUGCGGGAACUGAAGCAGCAAAUAGUGGACCUCGAGUCGCGUGUUAGUCACUCAAGAGGAGGGUCCAGGAGACGACACGACAGCGAGUCAAUGACAGAGGACAUGGACAUCGACAAGCCAGAGUAUGAGCAAGUGUCCCGCCACAGCCAUCGCCACCAGAGCCCGGCGAGCCACAAGCCGAGCACAACGUCGACCCCGCCGUCGCCUUCCAUGACCCCUCCGUCGGCGCGUCACGCGACCAUGAUCAUGUCGCCCGACCCCAACGAGACGGAGGCUGAGGCCGACCUUCCGCCACCUCUGACCUUGGCCAGCCGUCAUCCCAACCACAGCAACUCGGACAACACCACCACCGACAGCUCGACACACACUGCGUCACCACACCCUCCGUCCAUUGCGUCCUUGCUCGCCUCGACGACUCAGCCGCAAGCGCCCAGGACCAUGCCUGCGGCACCUCGCAGUGCGCCCAACCCGAACAUUUACCUCCCGUUCCCGACACCAUCUCCGACCUCGCCCUUUCUCACCUACCAAGGCGGCAGCGCAGCCUCCACCGCCUCGUCUGCGACCGGUCCACCCGAGCCCAGCCCGUUCAUGGCUCCGUUGCAGAACUUUUCGUUGUUUGGCGGUGCGCUCGACACGCCGCUCGACGGCCCGACAAAGCAACACCCCAGUCCACCCGACCUGACCAUGCCGGCUCCUCACCACUCGCGCGACAGGGCCGACCUGGCCCCCGAGGAGGCUGCCAACCUUUUGCUGGCCUUUUCGUCGCCCGACACCCUGCGUCCAGCCAAGACGGGCUCCACACCGCUCAUGUCUGCCCUCUCGAUGCCGGUCUCGGUCUCGCAGAGCCAAGGCAGGGAGCGGCGGCUCACCCUCGAGUCGGAGGAGUUUACGCUCGACGGCGGCGUGGCAAACUACAAGCACAGCAGCUACUCGAACAGCCACCACUCGCACCGCAAUGGACCGGUCCCACCGCGGACGCAGGGCAAGACGGCGCGUGACAUCCUGCGCAUGUAG
Apiotrichum porosum is the source of this 1482-nucleotide messenger RNA. RefSeq lists its product as uncharacterized. NCBI's taxonomy places the organism in Eukaryota, Fungi, Basidiomycota, Tremellomycetes, Trichosporonales, Trichosporonaceae. The transcript has 2 exons. Bases 1 to 1482 code for a protein of 493 amino acids. The record is from RefSeq and is a predicted model, not a curated record. Gene Ontology annotation, molecular function: protein dimerization activity.